AUGGAUUCUCUCUCAUCAGUCUCGCCUUCAAUCAUCCUUCCUCCUGGAAAUCCCCUGCGUCACCACCACCACCAUCGCUGGCGGCGGAUCGGCCUCCCGUUCUCAUGCCGGAAACAAGAGCGUCUUCUCUCCUCCUUUUCCGGUCAGCCGUACUAUAUGGAAUCUGGCAGGAGAAGGUGUAUGGGAGUGUUUGGUAAAUUGAGCAGCGGGGGAGAAGAGGAGAGAGAAGAAGAUGGAGAGGAUGGGAGAGAUGAGGAGGUGGAGAGGGCACUUCACAUGGACGGGACAAUUCCGGUGACUUCCGAUGAAUUCGUUAAGCGAGUCUCUUCGCGCGCUUACAACAUGCGUAGACAUUUAGAACAGACAUUCGAUAGCAGCAGCUACGAUGUGGGAAUAAAACUGAAUCUUGACAGUUUCAGACAGAUUGUUUUGUCUUCACUUGUACUAGAAGUUCAUGGUGUUGAGAGUGAAGUUGAAAGAGAGCUUGGGCUUCUUUUUUCCAAAGGUGAGAAGCGGAGAAAUCAGGCCAAGCAGUCAGUAAGUGGCACAAAGUUUCCAAUGCUUGUUGAGGAUGUCAGGGAGGGAGUCCUUGUAAGUUCUUACAUCUAUUCCGUGUUGAAUGUCUGA
This is a messenger RNA of Ilex paraguariensis (yerba mate), 627 nucleotides long. NCBI's taxonomy places the organism in Eukaryota, Viridiplantae, Streptophyta, Magnoliopsida, Aquifoliales, Aquifoliaceae. The record is from the annotation of a GenBank genome assembly.